AACAUGGCUUUAAUGGAGAAAAAGCAAGCAUGGGAUUAAAAAUGGAAACAACUUGUUAGUUCAGACAAUCAGACUUAUGUGCAUGUGCCUGUGAAGGGAAAAUCCUUUGCUUCCCUAGCUCUUCAUAGAUGUGCAUGCAUCCAAACUGCAAGGCAUAUUUUCACUUUGCUUGCUUCUGAGUUUUCUGUUCAUGACCCAAAUUUGAUAUAAGCAGCAUCGAUCACAUUGAAAAACCAGGAAAUAUAUUCUGUCAUAGAAUCAGCAACAGAGAUCAGGUUGUGAAGAACAACGAAUGCUUCAAUGAAGCAGAGGAGAUAAGAAAAAGUUGGUUCCUGCUUCUUCUUCUACAUAUUGUCAAUAUCGGCAAAAUCUUGGAAAGAAUUAGUGAAAAGUCUGUUGGAAGUGAGAUUUUCUGGCACAGGAUCAAGCAUAAACCAGCAGCAAGGAUCAGAUCCCAUUAAAGAAAAAAGCCUUCAUUUCAACAAGCAGAGUUUUUAGAAACUCCGAGUGAUUAAUUACUUUUUGUAGAUAAUAAGGGGAAAUAGUGGUCAAGAAGGCAGUUUCCGGGGGAAAUUGGUAUGGAUUAUGCUCCACAAGAGAGUGAGUUUGCAACUGCGGUUGCAGCAGCUGCAUUUGCCAUUCACUCAAUGGAACAAGCUGAAUUGCAGUAUCAAAAAGAGAGGAGGGAAAGCCUUGAAAUCACAAGGACCAAAACUUUGCAGGAUCACAUGAAUGGGAGACCGAGUUCUAGUGCAGCAACUCGGCGAUUAUCAAACAAAGGAGCAAAUAAUGGUGGUGGAGCUUCAAUGAAAAGGCCAAUGGGGCAGGACCAAAAAACAUUGGACUUAGAGAAAGCUUUUCCAUCCAGGUAUCCAAAUCGUGGAAACUCUAUAAGGCCUCCAACUCCUGCAGACGGAAAUCAAAACCGAAAGGGAAAUUCAAGAGGACAUGGUAAUGCAGUGGAAACCAAAGCAGAUGCUUGGGAGAAAGCUCAGAUGAAGAAGAUUCAGAACCGGUAUGAAAAAGUGAAAGCUGCAAUUCUUGCUUGGGAAAAUAAGAAGAAGAUGCAAGUGAAAAUAAAGAUAGAGAGGAGAAAGAGAGAAAUGGAGCAAAGACGAGCAAGAGAUAUGCAACACUACCAAGUUAAGCAAGAAAGGAUUGACCAGAUAGCAGGAGGAGCAAGGGCACAAGUGGAACAGAAAAGAAGGAAUGAAGAGUCCAGAGUUAAAGAAAAGGUGAAAAGGAUUAGAGCAACAGGAAAAGUUCCUGUUACAUGCUUCUGCUUCACUUGUUAGUAGUCGGAAGAUGGAAACACAAGUACACAACAGUAAAUAUCGAUAACCUUGUUUUAAUUGUGAAUGAUGUAAUGGAAGGAGAAAAACUAUGUAAUAUAUCUGUAUAUCAAAUUAUAACUAUACAUUUGUGCAAACUCUAAAGUCUAAACAAAAAGUACUAUUAUCACAUCAUUAUAUGAACCCCUUGUGC
Molecule: messenger RNA, 1485 nt
Organism: Rosa chinensis
Lineage: Eukaryota; Viridiplantae; Streptophyta; Magnoliopsida; Rosales; Rosaceae
Product: remorin 4.2
Exons: 6
Coding region: 579-1295 (238 amino acids)
Source: RefSeq, a predicted model, not a curated record